Messenger RNA from Striga hermonthica, 1287 nucleotides. Lineage: Eukaryota; Viridiplantae; Streptophyta; Magnoliopsida; Lamiales; Orobanchaceae. The record is from the annotation of a GenBank genome assembly.
AUGGCUCUGUUUGCCGCUUUUCUUGAGAUUUUGCGAAGGCCCAGAAUUGGAGAUGUGAUUUAUGAGCUGCUUGAGUUCACGGCGCCAAUUUGGGCGGCGGUUGUUGUCGGCGUUUUGUUGGGUUGGGCGUGGAGGCCCAAAUGGGCUGAUAAUCUGAAUUCGGAUUUUCUGGAUUAUACUUCGAAUAAAGUAAUGUCGAAGAAAUUAAGAAUUUACACUUUCCCACAGUUAUCUGCUUUAGUCCCGAGCUUGAGCUUGUCCAAGCUUCAAUUGCCAGCAUGGAGCUUUUCGUGGAUUUCAGAUGAUGGGCUUGAAAAGGAUAAUUCACCCUUGCCUUCAGUUUCUGAUAUAAGCUUGUCCGAGGCGAAAAACGAAGAAUCGAGCCUUGUGAAUGAAGAUGAUUUGAGGCAUUUGCAUAGAUUAGUCGAAGAAAAAGACGGAGGCCCUUCUUGGAUAAAGAUGAUGGAGAGGUCCACACACAAUAUGAGCUACCAGGCUUGGAGAAGGGAUCCUGAGAUUGGACCUCCUCAGUAUAGGAGUCGAACUGUGUACGAAGAUACCACACCUGAAAUGGUGAGGGAUUUCUUUUGGGACGAUGAAUUUAGAUUAAAAUGGGAUGAUAUGCUGAUACAUGCCGAGACUUUGAAGGAGUGCCACACGAGUGGAACAAUGAUGGUUCAAUGGGUGAGAAAGUUCCCAUUCUUUUGUAGUGACAGAGAGUACAUAAUAGGCCGAAGGAUUUGGGACUCGGGACGAACGUAUUAUUGUGUAACAAAGGGUGUGCCGAACUCCUCUGUGCCACGUCGUAACAAACCAAGACGCGUUGAUUUGUACUACUCAAGUUGGUUCAUUCGCACAGCCGAGUCAAAGAGAGACGGUCGACCGACUGCAUGCGAAGUCAUACUCUUCCAUCACGAAGACAUGGGCAUCCCUCGAGAGAUUGCCAAGCUCGGUAUCCGCCAGGGCAUGUGGGGCGCUGUCAAGAAGAUCGAUCCGGGCCUUCGGGCCUACCACAAGCACCGGGCUAUGGGAGGCCCACUCUCUCCAAGUGCCUCCUUGGCCCAAAUCAACACCAAAUUUAGUUCCCCCGAUUCAAGCCCGAGUAGUGAUUUUUCGGAAGUGGGCCCGAUUGAUUCGGCAGAAAAGCCACGAGGCAGAGGUUUUCCAAAGUUGCUUGUUUUUGGUGGGGCCCUUGCACUCGCUUGCACUCUCGAUCACGGGCUUUUGACCAAAGCCGUUAUAUUUGGUGUCGCAAGAAGGUUUGUGAAAACGGGUAGGAGCUUAUGA